CCCGCCCUCUUGACCAUAUAUGGUUUGUCUGGCGGUCCAUCGAGCCGGCAAAGUGGACACGAGAAGUCGGUGUGCCCCUUUUUACCGAAAUUUGUGAAAUAAGCCAGGUCCAGCCAUGCCUUCAGAUUUAGCCAAAAAGAAGGCAGCCAAGAAGAAGGAAGCUGCCAAGGCCCGACAGCGCACCAAGAAACCAGAGGAGGGGAGCGAGGAGAGCGAACAGCCAGAGACCCUGACCAAUGGAGCAGGCAGUACCGGUAAGGAAGAGGACGCCAACAACUUGGUUCUCCUGGCGUCUGAGGUGUUCUUUCUGAUCCCAGAUAUUGCCAGUUUGACCAAGGAGCUGGACGAGUUUGAACUUGCGAAGACGGAAGCCCGAGCGGUGACCGGCGUCUUGGCCUCGCACCCAAACAGCACCGACGUCCACAUCAGCAGCCUGUCUCUAACCUUCCACGGCCAGGAGCUGCUGGCGGACACCAGCCUGGAGCUUAACUCGGGCAGACGCUACGGCCUCAUCGGCCUAAACGGCACAGGGAAGUCCAUGCUGCUGUCGGCCAUAGGGCAUCGUGAAAUCCCCAUUCCAGAGCACAUAGAUAUUUACCACUUGACCCGGGAGAUGUCGCCCAGUGAGAAAACGGCCCUGCAGUGCGUCAUGGAGGUGGACGAGGAGAGGAUCAUGUUGGAGAAGGAGGCGGAGCGGCUUGCUCAUGAAGACUCGGAGUGUGAGAAGCUGAUGGAGCUGUACGAGCGUCUGGAGGAGCUGGAUGCCGACAAGGCGGAGGUGCGAGCAUCUCGGAUCCUCAACGGUUUGGGCUUCAGCUCAACAAUGCAGCAGAAGAAACUGAAGGACUUCAGUGGAGGGUGGAGGAUGCGUGUCGCGCUCGCUAGAGCUCUCUUCAUCAAACCCUUCAUGUUGCUGCUGGACGAGCCCACCAACCACUUGGAUCUGGAUGCCUGCGUGUGGUUGGAGGAGGAGCUUAAAACGUUCAGACGUAUCCUUGUCCUCAUCUCGCACUCACAAGACUUCCUGAACGGCGUGUGCAGCAACAUCAUCCACCUGCACCAGAGGAAGCUCAAGUACUACACGGGUAACUACGACCAGUACGUGAAGACCAGGGAGGAGCUGGAAGAGAACCAGAUGAAGCGCUUCAACUGGGAGCAGGACCAGAUUACACACAUGAAGAAUUACAUUGCCAGGUUCGGUCACGGCUCAGCCAAGCUGGCCCGACAAGCUCAGAGCAAAGAAAAGACGCUGCAGAAGAUGGUGGCCUCAGGCCUGACUGAAAAAGUUGUGAAUGACAAGACUCUGUCAUUUUAUUUUCCUCCCUGUGGGAAGAUCCCUCCUCCAGUUAUCAUGGUUCAGAAUGUGAGCUUCAAGUACAGUGACAACACGCCGCACAUAUAUAAAAACCUGGAGUUUGGUAUUGACUUGGAUACACGAGUGGCUCUGGUGGGGCCCAACGGAGCAGGAAAGUCUACCCUGCUAAAGCUGCUCAUGGGAGAGCUCCUGCCCACAGAUGGCAUGAUCCGCAAGCAUUCUCACGUCAAGAUCGGCAGAUAUCAUCAGCACCUGACAGAGCAGCUGGAACUGGACCUUUCACCUCUGGAGUACAUGAUGAAGUGCUUCACCGAGAUCAAGGAGAAAGAGGAGAUGAGGAAGAUCAUCGGUCGCUACGGCCUCACAGGAAAGCAACAGGUCAGCCCAAUCAGAAACUUGUCUGACGGCCAGAAGUGUCGCGUGUGCUUCGCCUGGCUGGCUUCGCAGAACCCUCACAUGCUCUUCUUGGAUGAGCCCACGAAUCACUUGGACAUUGAGACCAUCGACGCGCUCGCGGAAGCCAUCAACGAGUUUGACGGCGGCGUGAUGCUUGUAAGCCACGACUUCAGGCUCAUCCAGCAGGUGGCACAGGAGAUCUGGGUGUGUGAAAAGCAGACCAUCACAAAGUGGAACAGGGACAUCCUGGCAUACAAGGAGCACUUGAAAUCGAGGAUUGAAAAGCAGCAAGUGCAUGACAUUUAAGGCGUCGUCGCCACCGUUUAAAAAGGAGUAAGCGGUGGGGUUUGCAUCACAGCAAAUAUUCCUAGUAGACCUACAGUGAUCAUAUAGAUAUUCUAUGACAUCUCAUUAAACAUGUGCUGUUAUCAUAUCUGACUGUGCUGCACCACCUUCCUCCCCCCAGACUGCACACCGAUUGGCUGACUCAGUGCAUUGUGGAACACAUUCCAUUGUGCUGCCCAUCACUUUUAUUUCUCAUGUGUUCUGUUAUCCAUUUAUGCAGCAGCUUUUACGUCCUAUUUGAUAUUUAAAAGUUGACACUUUAUGUGUAAAAGGAGAAUUCUACCUUAUUUAAAGAAUGUAAUGCAAUAAAAGACCAUCUAAAUAAACAGAACAUGACAAUGUA
Messenger RNA from Nerophis lumbriciformis (worm pipefish), 2399 nucleotides. It is a transcript of the gene abcf2b, whose product is annotated as ATP-binding cassette, sub-family F (GCN20), member 2b. Gene Ontology annotation, molecular function: ATP hydrolysis activity; ATP binding. Lineage: Eukaryota; Metazoa; Chordata; Actinopteri; Syngnathiformes; Syngnathidae. The record is from RefSeq and is a predicted model, not a curated record.